This is a messenger RNA of Mesorhabditis spiculigera, 255 nucleotides long. The record is from the annotation of a GenBank genome assembly. NCBI's taxonomy places the organism in Eukaryota, Metazoa, Nematoda, Chromadorea, Rhabditida, Rhabditidae.
AUGGCUAGCGCUGUCUACAGCGCCUACAUAGAUGGGAGCUCGGAGAGCUGCCCGAAUCCAGCGGAAGCGAAGCUGACGGCAGUCAGUGGCCUCAUUGCUCAGGCAUUUGCCGAGAAAGCCGGCCUAAACGAUGGCCGCAGAAGCUGCUUCGAGCGAUUGGUAUAUGAAAUCACCGUGAGGUACAUCACGCCUCCCGUUCAAAUAGCCCCAAUCUACCCUCCGGCGCCGACAGUUCCGCCAUGUCUGUUGCCGCAU